AUGCAGAGAGUUCAAGAAUUUAGCGGGAAGUUAAAGCGUUAUCCAGGGGUCUUCACAAAUACUAUGUCCCGAGCCAGGCCAACAACUUACGAGAACUUGCGUCAUGGGACAAAGAAAGUCAUGCAACUCAUUGUCCGGCCAGUUAAUUAUGAUGAAGGACAGAGACAGGCAAAGGCCACUAGUGGCUUAAAUCUGCCGUUGAAGUGA
Molecule: messenger RNA, 207 nt
Organism: Dovyalis caffra
Lineage: Eukaryota; Viridiplantae; Streptophyta; Magnoliopsida; Malpighiales; Salicaceae
Source: the annotation of a GenBank genome assembly